AUGAGCCGAGUCAGGCAGGUCAUACCUUUCCCCGCAGACACACUGGGGGGUGACAUCGCCUCACCUACAGUGCUGCAGGUAAGCCGACUGGCGGCCCACCUCACCCAGUGGCACGCUUGCGCCCCCUCUCCGUGGGUGGUGAAAACUGUUGCCACAGAUUACCAGUUACAGUUCUGGACCAGGCCGCCUCGCUUCCGCGGUAUAAUAAGCUCUACUGUAAGAAGCGAAGCAGCGACAAUACUAAGGGAGGAAAUAGACUCGCUGCUGCAGAAGAAAGCAAUACGAGUGGUCCCCACUUCGGAGACGGACAGAGGUUGGUACAGCCGCUAUUUUGUCGUUCCAAAGAAAGGGGGAGGGCUCCGUCCUAUUCCCGGCCGAGCACGUCUGUCAGAGCACAGAGUAGCCACGUUUCACCACUGCCUCACUCAGUUUCAGUUGGGACACAGACUGCGUUUCCAAACAAUCUUACGGUUGUUGGGCAUGAUGGCAUCUAUGAUUGCCGUAGUGCCACUCGGGCUGUUGCUGAUGAGAGCUUUCCAGCGACGGACUCUCUCUCACCGUCUGUGUGCGUCGUGCCACCUGUGGAGGAGACUGCCGAUAACCGCAUCUUGCAUGUUAAUCCGCCCUUGGAAGGAGCCCGGUCUGCUGCAUCAAGGCUCUUUUUGCAAGGUGGUGUCCACAGAUGCCUCCCUGAGGGGGUGGGGGGCUCUGUGCGACAGCGCAUCGGUGAGAGGAGUCUGGACUGCACUGCAGCGCGAGCUGCACAUCAAUCACUUAGAGCUGCUAGCCGCUUUUCUAGCGCUCAAGCAUUUUUGUCCAGUUCUAAUGGGCCAGCAUGUUUUGGUCCGGACAGACAAUUCAACGGUGGUUUCUUACAUAAACAGGCAGGGAGGGACACGUUUCCUUCCCCUGUUAAAGCUGUCUCACUCUCUGCUGUUAUGGUGCAGUGUUUGUUUUCUGUUGCUGAGAGCCACUCACAUUCUGGGCUGUCUGAACCUAGGACCGGACCUUCUCUCCAGCGGAGGUCCCCUGGUGAGAGAAUGGAGGUUGCACCCCUUGGAUGUGGCCCAGAUUUGGGACAUAUUUGGCAGGGCAGAGGUGGACCUGUUCGCUUCAAGAGCGAAUGCUCACUGCCCCCUGUUCUUCUCCAUAACCGACCACGAUGCACCUCUGGGGACGGAUGCAUUGGCUCACCCAUGUCCAGACAUGCUCCUGUGUGCUUUUUGCCUGGUGGAAAUGAUACAACCUGUUUUAGAGAGAGUGCGUCGUCAGCACCUCUCUCUGAUUCUGGUGGCCCCCUGGUGGCCAGCGAAGCCAUGGUAUGCAGAAAUAAUCAGCCUGUUGGCAGCAAGGCCCUGGCAGCUUCCUCUCCGCAGGGACCUCCACUCUCAGGCAGGAGGGGAAGUGAUUCACCCACGCCCAGAACUGUGGCGGCUGCAUGCUUACCUGUUGCGAGGUCAAAUUUGA
This is a messenger RNA of Archocentrus centrarchus (flier cichlid), 1467 nucleotides long. RefSeq lists its product as uncharacterized. NCBI's taxonomy places the organism in Eukaryota, Metazoa, Chordata, Actinopteri, Cichliformes, Cichlidae. The record is from RefSeq and is a predicted model, not a curated record. The coding region runs from base 1 to 1467 and encodes 488 amino acids. The transcript has a single exon.